AUGGCUGAAGAGCACGAUGUUACCUUCGAGUCCGCCGACGCUGGCGCGUCUCUGACCUUCCCCAUGCAGUGCUCUGCUCUGCGCAAGAACGGCUUCGUUGUCAUCAAGGGCCGCCCCUGCAAGAUUGUCGAUAUGUCCACCUCCAAGACUGGCAAGCACGGUCACGCCAAGGUCCAUCUUGUCGCCCUCGAUAUCUUCACUGGCAAGAAGUACGAAGAUCUCUCCCCCUCCACCCACAACAUGGAUGUCCCCAACGUCACCCGACGUGAGUACCAGUUGCUCGACAUCUCUGAUGAUGGUUUCCUCUCCCUCAUGAACGACGACGGUGACACCAAGGACGACGUUAAGAUGCCCGAUGGUGAGAUUGGUGAGAAGAUCAACAAGCUCUUCAAGGUCGAUGAGAAGGACACCAACGUUAUCAUCCUUACCUCCAUGGGUGAGGAAGCUGCCGUUGAAGCCAAGGAGGCCCCCAAGCAGUAA
Pochonia chlamydosporia 170 is the source of this 480-nucleotide messenger RNA. Its product is annotated as translation elongation factor, IF5A. Gene Ontology annotation, molecular function: translation elongation factor activity; RNA binding; ribosome binding. The record is from RefSeq and is a predicted model, not a curated record. Gene Ontology annotation, biological process: positive regulation of translational elongation; positive regulation of translational termination. NCBI's taxonomy places the organism in Eukaryota, Fungi, Ascomycota, Sordariomycetes, Hypocreales, Clavicipitaceae. The transcript is spliced from 4 exons. The coding region runs from base 1 to 480 and encodes 159 amino acids.